Messenger RNA from Aphis gossypii (cotton aphid), 9390 nucleotides. It is a transcript of the gene Ubr3, whose product is annotated as E3 ubiquitin-protein ligase Ubr3. Gene Ontology annotation, molecular function: ubiquitin protein ligase activity; zinc ion binding. Bases 849 to 8999 code for a protein of 2716 amino acids. The transcript has 23 exons. NCBI's taxonomy places the organism in Eukaryota, Metazoa, Arthropoda, Insecta, Hemiptera, Aphididae. Gene Ontology annotation, biological process: protein ubiquitination; ubiquitin-dependent protein catabolic process via the N-end rule pathway. Gene Ontology annotation, cellular component: cytoplasm; ubiquitin ligase complex. The record is from RefSeq and is a predicted model, not a curated record.
CGCGUUCGGACGAAUGCUUCUAUGUAUUGUCCGACUGGUGUUAGCGGUGGACGGUGGUAGUGGUGGUGGUUGUGGUGCCGACAAGUGAUAUAAUCGUCGUUCUUCCUUUUCUUCUUUUUAAUGCCCGUUGUCGUACUCGCACGUUAACGCGCUUCGUUUUACAAAGAAAUUUUAUUUUUUUACUCUGUUUUUUGUUUUUGUUGUUUUUUUUACGAAUCUUUUAAAUGUCACGGUGUCAUUAUUUGUGAGUACGAUUGUCUGAUUAUUUUUUCGCAUUAUCGUUAAAACGCGCACGUACGUCAUACUCGUAUUAUUAUUAUCAUUGUCGUUGUGUUGUGUCACUUUUCGCUGUGCAUGGACUACGUACCGGAGGUACCCAGUGGUGAUAUUUUCUAACUGAGUUUUUUUAACAACUGCAAAUUGUGUGAGUGUCUUGGGGUCGCCAUUACACCUGGCGCGUGUUCCGUUGAGUUCGUUUCCAUACCAUCGUUUGUAGCAUGAACGUCGCGCCAGUCGCGACGCUGUGUUCAACUACUCUGUAAGCGUAUGAGCGCGUGUUAUUUAUUAUAUUGUGAAUAUCUGCUGUUCGAUUAUCGCGUCGUAAAGCCAACCAAUUUUGUAGUAAAUAGUAAUAUUCAGGAGGUUUUCCGCAAUUCCGAAUUCGUAGCGUCUCAACAUUUAUCUCACAUGCGACAUAUGGAGAAGUUUUCAGAUAAUACUUACACAAAAUGUUGAACGAGUUGAAAGCAGUGUUCGCUAUGAUGUCUACGUUGUCUUUCUACAUACUCUAUAAAAACCACCACACAAACUUGUUUGUUCAAUACGUUUAGACAUCUAUUUGAUAUACUAUGAUAAUGGACACUACACCGACUGUUAAUAUUGCACAGCAGCAGUCGCCUGCUUAUGGACUCAUGAAACGAGGGAAACGUGGUGCAGCCGCACUCAUUGCAGCUGAUUGUUGUUUGAUUGCUGAUGCAGCUACUAGCCAACAACAGCAGCAAGAUGAUGGUAGUGGAGAUACAGCUGCGGCUGAUUCUGUUCUUACCCGUUGUAAAUUACUGGACGAUAUGCUGGACGUGCUGCUUAAUCCAUACGAUGCGAUUGGCGAGUGGAAUAAUUUGGAUUGGUUACGUUGGUUAAUGGCUGGUGGUAAAACCUUAGAUGAAUUUAGCAGUGCAGUUAAAGUAUAUGACUAUGGUACAUGUUGUGGCCUCGUUUGGACAGCCAAUUAUGUGGCAUAUAGAUGUCGUACUUGCAGUAUAUCUCCUUGUAUGUCCCUGUGUGGAGAUUGUUUUAAGCGAGGUGAUCAUACAGGUCAUGAUUUCAAUAUGUUUCGUUCUCAAGCAGGAGGAGCAUGUGAUUGUGGAGACACGAGUGUAAUGAAGCCUGAUGGGUUUUGUCGCAAACAUAGCAGUACAAAUAAUAUUGAUGGUACUAGUACCAGCAGUAAUAGUGGUUGUAAACAACCUCCAGCCGAUUUAUUGAGGGUAGCUGAGAGAAUAAUGCCAAGACUUUUGUUACGACUUGUGCAGUAUUUACGUGAAAACAGUAAAAUUGCCGAUUCUAGAACAAGCAAUACACAUGUACCACCAGGAGGCGUUGGAGGCGCAGGUGCUGGAAUGACAAAUCAGCAACAAAACUUAUUACUUAUAGACUUGGACCCCUUUUUGGGUAUGUUACACGACCUUGGUGCUCUUGGAGCUGCUAUGCGACGUGUUAUGACUGUAUCUCUAACCAAUGAAAGAAUAUACCGAUGGGCAUGUGAUUACUACAGUAGCAGUGGUAAUUGUAGCAGUGAUUCUAAUAUACAGCAACAACAGCAGCAGCAACAACAGACUAUUUAUACUAUAUAUACAGAUAAAGUGCGUCGCUAUUAUGCCGAAGCUAUUCAUCAAUACACUACCAAUCGUCGACAACAUCGCAGUAACCCAAGAAUUGGAGAUGUUAUGCAUGGCAGUAAUAGUCUUAGUAAUUCUGAAGACGACGACGAUGAUGAUGAUGAUGAAUUUGGACAAGAUGAUUGGUUGGUUGAUGGUCAGAAUAAUAGUGGACGAAAGAACAAACUGAAUCAUUCUAGUUUUUUGCAAGAAAUUGUUUUUUGGACUGUUCGAUAUGAGUUUCCUCAAAAGAUGGUCUGCUUUCUAUUGAACAUGUUACCUGAUGCAGCAUACAAAGAAGCAUUGACUGAAGCAUUUGUUAUGCACUAUGGAUGUGUGGCACGUGUUUUGGCAACUACACGGGAUUCUGAUACCCUUUCUAACCAUAUUGUUCACAUUAGCGUUCAAUUGUUUAGUAAUGAAGCAUUAGCUACUCGAAUGGUCGACAAAUUAGGAUUACUUAGAAUAAUGGUAUCAAGCCUAAGGCGCAUGAUGACAAAAAUACUGAUACCUUCAACAUUACAUGAUCCUAUGAAAAACAGACACAGGGUUGUAGAUUGUUCAAAGGCCGUUAUGAAAGAGCAUUGUUAUUGGCCACUGGUUAGUGAUUUAAACAAUGUGUUAUCACAUCGGCCAAUUGCUGUUAAAUUUAUGUGUGAUGAUCGUUUAUUGGAUUCAUGGUUUUCAUAUUUAUCAAUGUUUCAAGGAAUGAAUGUUAAUUGUCGAGAGUUGGGACAUCACGUUGAAUUUGAACCAAACACUUAUUAUGCUGCUUUUAGUGCUGAACUUGAAGCUAGUGCAUAUCCAAUGUGGGCUAUGCUGUCACAUCUUUCAUCUGCCGACACUUUAUCAUUAUCCUAUCGUGUGUUACGUGCUUGUCUUAAACGUUUACGCAAAUGGCUUGUAGAUGUUGGUUACUACUAUAAUCAGGACCAGAGUUAUACUUGUGAUAGUAUUGCUUCCUCUUCUGUUAACUCUAAUGCAAGUACAUCCACGCCCAUUAUUCGACAAUUAGAUGAUCGCCAUCAGUUUACUUUUCAUCUACCUUUGCACCGGUAUUUGGCAGUAUUUUUGUGUCAAGCUGUGCGUGCUCAAGGUGCCCGUAUUGAAGACAUAAUACCACAAAGCAAUAAGGAUGAUUUAGCUGAUAGAGACUCAUUGUUAAUGGCAAUAGCUUCACAUCCUGUCCGUGCUCAAUCAGCAUUUUACGAAAUCAUGCAGGGUGCAUGGGUGCGUAAUGGCCUACAAAUUAAAGGUCAAGCUAUGACAUAUAUCCAAUCAAAUUUUUGUAUAUCCAUGGUAGAUGCUGACAUUUAUUUACUUCAACUUUGUCUGUCUGAAUUAUCAGAUGCCAACAUAUUCAUGUCUUUAAUAUUGGAAAAGUUUAAAGUGUAUGAUUGGAUGCAUGUAGUCAAACAUGGUGGAUUACCUCAAGUAAUGGAUUCAGAGGAAUAUGAUGCAGCACCUAGUAUGGAGGGUUUAUUAGUUUUUCUUGCAACUUUAAUAGGCGUCCGCACUAAUUUAUGUUCUGAUGAAGAUUAUGAUUAUUGUCAGUCCCAAUUAGAAAUGGUCACAUUAUUAUGUGUUUCUGAUAAAACGCACAGCCAAUUAAUGGAACUAAUGCCCGAACGUUGUGGUGGUAUUCAAACUAGCACUACAACUACUACUAGUCCUAUAAAUACCAGCGGUGAUAGUGCAUCUCAAAAUCCUCGCUCUCUUGAGCAAGAAUCUCCACCAUCUAUGCGUGAUUUUGAAACUAUAUUACAAGCUGUGGCUGAGUAUAAGAGACCUCAAUUUGAAGCAUCUGGUAAUAUGCAACAAGGGUUGUAUGUGCCUUUAGCACAUGUUUGGAAAAAAUUGUACGAUCCAGUACAUGUCCUUUUAAGAGCUGUACAUAGACGUGACUUCCAAUCAUCCAUGGAUCGUUACACAACAUUUAUGCGUUCUAUCGGAGUGCUGAAACAAAAUCAAAAUACUUGGCCACCAUAUAGGAUGCCUCAAAAACAUCAUCCAGCAUAUCGUAAUCCUUGCAGAGCACUGUUAUCUAAAUUAUUUCAUGCCGUUGUCUGGCAUUGCUUAUACCGUUCAGCAGUUUAUCGUGAUAUUAGUGAACAUACACUCAGUCUAUUGGUCUAUCUCCUUGAUCAGGCAUGGAUAUGUUAUAACAAUACUCCUUUUGACAAUAAGACAUCUAAUAAUGAACAGCAGCCAAUGGACACAGAUCCACCAACUAAACCGUCUGCAUCAUCAUCCUCAACAUCAGCAGCUUCAUCUAGAGAAUCUAAAAACGGUCCAAAAAGAAAGAUUAAAAUAACUGUAGCAGAUGCUAGUAAUUCUGAUAGUGAUGCAGCUAAUGCUAAAGAAACAACACUUCUACUAUUGAAUAAUUGGUAUGAACAUGAUGAUUUGGCAUACAAUUUGUGUACUACUAUUACACAUGUUGAGUUGCCACCACCUUACUAUCAUUAUUUUUUUGGCGAAGAAGCAACUAAUACUACUUCUAAUGUAACGGCUGCUUCAACAAUGGCAACCAAUUUAUUUGAUUAUUUUACAUCAUCUGUAGCAGCAGCUGCUUCUGUAGCUAGCUCUUCCUCACCAAUUACUGUUCCUCAUAACUUCGAACCUGGUAACUCACAACAACAACAACCUAAUGUUGUUCCAUCUUUGGCUACAAUAGCCGGCAAUGAAAUACCUCUUGCUGGUUCUUCUAUUCCUAUACGUUCACCUUUUUAUAGUUUAAAUGCUGCAGCAGCUGCUACAUCUUCUACAAUGGCAGAUUCUGCGUUGAAUCGUGUUAAACAACGCUUGCAAUUCUUACGUCCUCCACCCAAAACAGAUUCUUCAUCUACACAAGAGCAACAUCAGUCAUCAUCGUCAUCAUCAUCAACAUCAUCAGAUAUACACAUACCAAUAAUUGAUCUUACCUUACCUGAAUUUCCAUUUGAGUCUUUAAGAAAUGUUGAUAAUCAAACAUCAAUUUUGGGAGUUGAUAAAAAUACAGUUAUAGAAGUUGAUGAUCAACAAAAUUCAUUAGUAUGUAUAAAUGAGAGUAUCAUUUCCUUGCUUUUAAAAUUGCACUCACAGUUGUCGGGUGAACCAGAUUCAUAUCAGCUGCCUGCAUUUUUACCUGAACCAACCACUUCUAAUAAUUUAAUUGAUGGUGCUAAGAUAAACCAAUCGACAUCGGAAAAUGAUAAUGUCCGAGAAGAAGUGCCCCCUUGUGGUGACGGGGCAUUUUUUGUAGGUCGUUUGUUGGAUAAAAUAGCUAAAGAGUCAUCAUCAUGUUAUGAUUGCAUAUUGCGUACUAGACUGGCUUUAUGGCCAAUAUCAGUGGUAAUGCGAGAAACUGCUUCAAGGGAUGACGAAGAACGUGAGCGGCGGGAACGUAAACGUCGAGCUCGUGACAAGCAACAGCAGAUGAUGGAAGAAAUGGCACGAGCGCAACGUGCAUUUCUUGAAAGUGCACGUCGCUCUGGAGAUCUAGAUUCUACUGAUACACAAUCACAAUCUACCAGUGGCACUACUUCAAACAUGGAAUGUGAUGUACCAGCUUCUACUGUCGAACUAUCGACUUCAACUGUUUGUAAUAGUGAAGCCACUACCUCAAUGUUACCAAACACUAUCGUUGAAAUAGAUGAAAAUAGUAGUAGUAGUAAUAAUAGUACAACAACAACAACAAAAGAAUCGACAACUAAUAAUCGUGGAUCUGAUCAUCAUGAAACGACAUUAACUGUAGAUUGUGUAAUUUGUAAUCAGACUGUGAUAGUACAGAUAGAGCAACAGCGUCAAGAUCCAGUUGGAUUAGUAAUAUUGGUUCAAGGUACAAACGUUUUAGCACAUAGACGUCAUAUUGUUUCACAAUCAGUUGUAUCAACAAAUCAAUAUAAUGUCAGUAAUAUCAAUACUACCGAGUAUGAGCAACAAUCAUUAGAUACGGAAAAGGCCACUGGUUUCACAAAUAUUAAUAAUGUUGAAAAUAGUUGUGUAGUCAACAAUGAACAAAAUUAUUAUCAUUAUUGGCCUGCUUUACCACCAUUGAAUUCGCAGCAACUUCAUCAACAAUCUACAUCUGUAGUAAAUGACCCUAAAUCACUGCAACAACAUAAUCAAAUGAUUGUGACAACAAUUGCUGAUAAUUACGAUGCAACUACAUAUGCCUCACAUUCUGACCGUCGCAAACGUCUGAUGUCGCAAUAUUUUAAUAACUUGGAUAAGGCUGAUUUUGAAGUUGGAUCUCUUACUACUACUACUAGUGCUACUCCAGUUGGUGGUAAUGUCCAUGUACAGACCUGUGGCCAUCACUUACAUUUAAGGUGUUGGAGUUCAUAUCUGGCAUCGUUACGUGGUGCUCAGCGUUUUAACGCAGACCGUGGUGAAUAUAGUUGUCCACUUUGUCGACAAUUAGCCAAUUCUUUAAUGCCGUUAAUACCAGAAGUUGUUAUUGAUCAAAAUCAGCAACAACGUGGUUGUACUCCUUUUAACAAUAUUAUUACUGCAAGUACUAUGUCUGACACUGUGAGUAAAUUGACAGAACUAAUAAAACAGCAAGAACAUGAAUCACCAAAUCCAGAACAAUCUAGUGAUGUUGUUUGCUGUGGUGAAACAUCAACUUCUGUUUUCAUUGGUGAUACAGAAAACAUUGUUAAUCGACAUCCUUUGCAUCAGAAUGUUCAUCACCAUCAUAGUAAUGAUGAUGAUUAUUCCCUGGCACAGAACCAAAUACGUGAUAUUGUUCCUGUUGGUGGUGUAGAAGAUGGAGUUGGUGGCAAUGAAGGAGAGGGAGAAGAUUUAGAAAAUGGAGAAGAUCCAUUAUUGAGUGCUGUUAAUAGAUGUGUUAGCGAUAUGAUUACUACAACAGUCGUCACAGCUGCAGCUCAAACUGUAUCAUUGCCACAUACAUUAUUGACGUCUUCUCAGCGAGAAAAAUUGUACAAAGUAAGAUGGCAUAGUGUUGUCUCUGUAGCUUGGACAAAUAUCCAAGUGGAAUUGGUGCAGCGUAACAACAGUCUUAUAGAACAACUGCAGCUAGAUCAGUCAUCAUUACAUUGUGGUAAUAAUUAUUAUCGUCGACUCAAUUUGUUUUCUACUACUGCAGUUAACGCUACAGAUAAUAAUGGUGGAAAUAAUUAUUACAAUAUGUUGCCCAAACGCAAUUGUAUAGCACCAUUGUUAAAAGUAUUGCGUGUGAGUGCCCGAUCGUUGAUGGCCAAAUAUCAGACUCCUGAAUAUAAUCCUAUUAGUGAUGUAUGGUACAAAUUAAUUGGGUGUGAUCAGCCUCGGCAACAGUUAAGCGAAAUUUAUCCACCUUUAAUGAUGCGUGAUCCAUGUUCUGUACUUUUACAACUUGUGUUGUUAUUACCUACUCUAGACCGCGAUUUGUUUGAUACAUUAAUCAAACUCACUUACAAUAUGCAACUGUAUAUAGCUGCUUUGAAAGUAGCCUCUACAUGGAAUCGUAACUGUAGAUUCAACCGUCAACUUUAUCACCGCCGACGACAUCACAGUAAUCUAAAUACAAGAAAAAUAUCAACAAAAGCUGAAGAAAGAACUGAUGAAAGCACUAGUAUUCAAAUGGAUUUAGACGAUGGACGCAAUAAUAAACAGUCAUCAUUAUCCAUGGAUAUAACCGAAGUUGACAAUACACUACCAUUGACACCUUUAUUUUCACAAGUUGUAGCUUUAGCCAAAACAAUAGUAUUUUUGUCAGAUGAUGAUAAAACUGAAAUAGUGAACAUCGAUUCAAUAGUUAAUAAUGAUGAUGAAUUUAUGAUGCAUCAAGAAGAUGAGGGUGUUGAAAAUAUUAUUAGUGAUGACAAACUUGACGGGUCAAUAGAUACCUCAGAAAAUGAUGAAGAAAAUAUGUUACUGCUAGAAUCUUAUGGAAGACGUAGUACACUGCCAUUUUUGCGAUUUGCUGCUCUAUUAAAAAAAUAUAUUAAUGGAGAUGAUGAUGACAAUCUAGAAGACCACCCCGAGCUUACAAUAUCUUCAUCAUCACAACUUGGUAAUUUAAAUGUAGAACAAAGCAAACAAAAAGAACAACUAUUGGAUGGCCAAUUGCAGCAUAGCCAUCAACUUUCAUCACCAUCGGUUGAAGUUAACUAUAAUGUCAAUUUUUCAUCUACAAAUGAUCCUCACCAUGAUCAACAUUGGUCAAAAGACGAUUAUGAAUACCUAAUGCUCGCUCGAUAUUUAAAACUGUUAAACAAUAAUGAGGAAGCUCAUGAAGUCAGUGAUCAUUGUGAAGAAAGCUAUAACUUCAAUUGUUCAUACAAUGAAAGUAAUGACAAUCAAAACCAAAACAUUUAUGAAAAAAGACAAAAUAUACCAUUGCUGCCGCCGUCUGCCAUGGAAGCUGUCAUUUGGCCUCAAUGGUCAUAUUCUAGCAAUGAUAAAAGUAAUAAAAUUUCAACAACUAUUUCUCGUACUUGGUUUACAUGUUUUCGUGAAUCAUUGACUACCAAAAUACCUAAAGCCACUAUCAUUGGUGAAAAUACGACUACUAUUGUUUCUUCUGCUGUUGCUGAAAUCGACCCAAAUUCUAAAGCCACCACUUCAGCUAAUAUCAUAAUGGCUGCACGUAUGUUACUUUUUGCUGAUUGUUGUGAUGGUGGUGGUGUCAGUGAUGGCACCAAUCAUGGUAUCUUAGAUAGCAGCCGUUUAUUCCCACCAAUCAAUUGGAUGGGGCCUCGAUUGUUGAAGUUACCACAUCUGUAUGACGACGUUUUCCAGUACUAUCAUGGUAGAGCCUGUCAUCGGUGUCAUGGUGUACCACGAGAGACUAGCGUGUGUUUAGUUUGUGGUACUGUGGUAUGCCUGAAAGAAAAUUGUUGUAAAACAAAUCACAUUUUUGAAGCAGUACAACACUCGUUGGAAUGCGGCGGUGGUACAGGUAUGUUCUUAGUUGUGACUUCAAGUUCCGUUGUAGUAAUUCGUGGCAAACGGGCAUGUCUUUGGGGAUCUGUUUACCUGGAUGCAUUUGGUGAAGAAGAUCGAGAACUCAAACGUGGAAAACCAUUAUAUUUAAGUGCAGAACGAUACAGACUAUUAGAACAUCAGUGGUUGGCGCAUAGAUUCGACCAUACUAAUAAGAAAUGGGUAUGGCACAGAGAUGCAUUGUAAAUGAUGUGAAGUUAACAGUAAUGAUAAUGGCUUUGAUAAUAUACACAAUAUUACUUGAAUUAGUAGUCUUAAUAUUAGUCUAAUAAAAACAACGGCAACUGGUGUCAUUACCAUUUCUUUAACAAUGUUGUGAUAUAUUUCUUAAUCUAAAACCUUAAUGGUAUAUUGUGUUGUAAACAAUUUUUUAUAAUUAUUGUUAUUAUUUACAUAUGAACUAUUAUUAUUUUUAUUAUUUUAACUAUUUUACUCCCAUUACAAUUAUAUUAAAAAUAAUUAUGUAUAUAAAACAUGUUUAUUGAUGUGAAUUUAUUAUUAAUUAUUAUGUCGUGUGUAUGUAUGUAACAUAGCACCCAUUAUUUUAUUAUUUUAAUAUAUUUAUGUAAUAACUACA